AUGGCGCCAGAAUCCUUCAACCUCCUUACCUCGACCGUCCAUGACAUUCAACAGCUGUUCGACCGUUCCGAACUCACUGCGGAGUCGCUGGUAGCGCAAGUCUUGGAUCAGGUCGAAAAGCACAAUAGAAAAGGCCUUUGUCUGGGAGCCUUGAUCUCUGUCGCUCCCAGACAGAAGCUCUUGGAGCAAGCGCAGCUUCUCGAUCAAGAACGCGCCGCCGGAAAGGCCCGAAGCCCGCUCCAUGGUAUUCCAUUCAUCGUCAAGGAUGCCAUCGCGACCGAUCCUGAGCUAGGCAUGGGCACAACGGCUGGGAGCUGGGCUCUUGUCGACUCUCGGCCGCAUGGGAACGCCCCUACAGUACAAAAGCUUCUUGAUGCCGGGGGCAUUCUCAUUGGAAAGGCUAGCUUGACAGUACGGUCUGCCGUCGGUGUCUCCGCUGGGUUCGGAAUUGUGUCGCUCGGCGUCGAAACCGACGGGUCUAUCGUAUCCCCAGCCUCUCGUGCCGCCCUCUAUGCUAUGAAGCCGACUAUUGGGACUGUUUCCAUGGAUGGAGUAGUUCCAGUGUCAAAAAGCCUGGAUUCUGUCGGUGCCAUGGCCAGGUCCCCAGCUGACCUCGCCGUGGUCGUGGAGAUGUUGCAAGCGACAGGACCAAAUCACGAUGAAAGACUCUCGCAACUCAUGACGCAAAAAUGGGACGGGCUGAGGAUUGGAUUUGUGGAUGAAACGAUUUGGCAGUUACCAGAAAGUCUUUGCACAACUAACGACGAGGCGCUCUCUCAAAUGAGAAAAGAAUAUCACUCCGUAAUGAAUAUUCUAGCUGAUUCAGGCGCCCACGUCGAGUAUCCGGUCGCGCUUCCUCUCGGUGCCAAGAUUUGGCCUGAUACUGGAAACAUCAUGUCCUACGAGUUUCAGCCAGCCUUCAAUCGCUAUCUUGAAACACUCGAUUCAUCUCCAGUUAGGAACCUAAAGGAACUUGUCGACUGGAAUCGCCAGCACGCCGACAAAGAACUCCCCAAAGAACAUCCAUCUCAGUCAUACCUCGAGAAUGCGUUAAAGUGCAAUAUCCCUGCCACCGAAAAUGCCAAAACUCUGGCCUCCCUUCGCAAGCUUGCCGGACCCGACGGAAUCGAUAAGAUCCUCAAGCUGUAUCAGCUUGAUGCCAUCGCGUCGUUAGCUGACAGUCCGAUAUCGAGCGUUGCUUCUGCAGCCGGCUAUCCCGUCGCCACGAUGCCUCUGGGUGUUUUGGACUUAAAUGGGCGACCAUUCGGUAUUAGCAUGACUACUGGCAAACAUCAAGAGAAAAAACUGUUUCAGAUCAUGAGUGCUUGGGAGACUCUUGGACCUCGGCAGCCACCGCCUACUUUAGAAGAGGAAGUAAAUCAGGCACAGGUGUAG
Messenger RNA from Trichoderma atroviride IMI 206040, 1395 nucleotides. The record is from RefSeq and is a predicted model, not a curated record. NCBI's taxonomy places the organism in Eukaryota, Fungi, Ascomycota, Sordariomycetes, Hypocreales, Hypocreaceae.